This is a messenger RNA of Oldenlandia corymbosa var. corymbosa, 2784 nucleotides long. The record is from the annotation of a GenBank genome assembly. Lineage: Eukaryota; Viridiplantae; Streptophyta; Magnoliopsida; Gentianales; Rubiaceae.
AUGGAGGACGUCGACGAUGGAGUCCUGUCCGUUUCUGAAUCCAGUGAUUCCGGCGACGAAUUCACCUGCGAACCCGAAGACGACGAAGAGUACAAAUUAUCAUCCGCCAGCGAUGCCGAAGCCGACCCCAAAACUCCCACUGCUUCGCCAAAUGAAGACCGAAAGUCCCAAAAUGUCGACGCUCUUGUGAGAGGAAACCUAGAGGUGAAAAGGCAGUCAUUACUUCCCAGGGUUUAUUCGGUGACGGAUGUAGCAGCUAGUCUUAGAAAGCCAUUUAAACCUCCUUGUGCGGAUGGCUAUGGGGAUAGUAAUGACCAGCUGGCACGUCGCCUCUGGGCUCGUAAGAAGUUUGUACCCUGGGGUUCUACUAGACCGGUUUUGGUUGCUAUUACGAACAUGCUGAAUGUCUCUGAAGCUGUUAAGAAUGAUGUGGUGGAAGAGAGUGUGGAUUUACCACCUGGUGUUGAGCCCUUGGUGCUAUGGCAGUCUGAGGAUCUGGAAUCAGCAUUCAUUGCAGUUGAUCCCUUGCUAGUUAAAUUCCUUCGACCCCAUCAAAGGGAAGGGGUCCAAUUCAUGUUCGAUUGUGUUUCGGGAUCAUUUAGUUCUGCCAACAUAAAUGGAUGUAUAUUGGCUGAUGAUAUGGGUUUAGGAAAAACAUUGCAGUCAAUUACACUACUUUACACCCUACUUCGUCAAGGAUUUGAUGGGAAACCAAUGGUAAAAAAGGCUAUUAUUGUGACCCCUACCAGUCUUGUCAGUAAUUGGGAGGCUGAGAUUAGGAAGUGGGUUGGUGAGAGAGUGAAGCUUGUUGCCCUAUGUGAAAGCACACGUGACGAUGUUAUCUCUGGUAUUGACAGUUUUGUCAGUCCACGAAGCCAUUUACAAGUAUUAAUCGUUUCAUAUGAAACAUUUAGGAUGCAUGCGUCAAAAUUCAGCCACAGUGACUCCUGUGACCUUCUUAUUUGUGAUGAAGCUCAUAGGCUGAAAAAUGACCAGACACUAACAAAUCGGGCAUUGGCAGGUUUAUCAUGUAAGCGCCGGAUUUUGUUGUCUGGAACUCCAAUGCAAAAUGAUCUGGAAGAGUUUUAUGCCAUGGUGAAUUUUACUAAUCCAGGAGUACUGGGUGAUGCUGGAUAUUUCCGUCGUUACUAUGAGACCCCAAUUAUUUGCGGUAGAGAACCCAGUGCCAGUGAAGAAGAGAAGAAGCUUGGUUCCGAGCGCUCUUCUGAACUGAGUACAAAAGUAAACCAGUUUAUACUUAGGAGGACUAAUGCACUAUUGUCAAAUCACUUGCCGCCAAAGAUAGUUGAAGUUGUCUGUUGCAAAUUGACACCUCUACAAUCAGAUUUAUAUAAUCACUUCAUACAUUCAAAAAACGUCAAACGAGCUAUUAACGAAGAAGCAAGGCAGUCAAAAAUAUUAGCCUAUAUAACAGCUUUGAAGAAGCUCUGCAAUCAUCCAAAGCUAAUCUAUGAUACAAUAAAAAGCGGGAGCCCCGGAACAUCUGGACUCGAGGAUUGUUUGCGCUUUUUCCCCCCUCAGAUGUUUUCAGGAAGAUCUGGAGCAUGGACCGGUGGUGAUGGAGCUUGGGUUGAACUGUCAGGGAAAAUGCAUGUACUUGCAAGGUUACUGGCACAUCUCAGGCAAAAAACUGAUGACCGAAUUGUUCUGGUCUCAAACUACACACAGACAUUGGAUCUUUUUGCUCAAUUGUGCCGAGAAAGGAGAUAUCCCUUUGUAAGGCUUGAUGGAACUACAACAAUUAGUAAAAGACAAAAACUUGUCAAUCGUUUCAAUGAUCCAUCAAAGGACGAGUUCGCGUUUCUCUUGAGUAGCAAGGCUGGAGGUUGUGGCCUGAAUUUGAUUGGUGGAAAUCGACUUGUUUUGUUUGAUCCUGAUUGGAAUCCUGCUAAUGACAAACAAGCCGCAGCAAGAGUCUGGAGGGAUGGACAAAAGAAGAGAGUUUAUAUCUAUAGGUUCUUGAGUACUGGGACGAUUGAGGAAAAAGUAUACCAGCGUCAGAUGUCAAAGGAAGGACUGCAAAAAGUUAUACAGCAGGAGCAAUCGGAUAUUGAUCAGGGAAACCUGCUUUCCACUGAUGAUUUACGUGACCUGUUUUCGCUUCAUGAGAACUUGAGAUCUGAAAUUCAUGAGAAUAUGAACUGUGAUCGCUGCCGCCCAAAUGAAAUAGAGUUGGAUGCUAAAUCUGAUGAAAUCAAAGCAUCUCCCCGGUGUCAAUCUGAUGAAGAAGAUAUAGGGGGGUUUGCAAGUAUUUCUGGCUGCUUGAACAAGUUAAAAGGCUCCGAGAAACAGGUGGGAACUCCUAAAGAAGAAGAUUUGGCUAGUUGGGGUCAUCAUUUUCUGCCAACUUCAGUACCUGAUAACAUUCUUCAGGCUUCAGCAGGAGAUGAGGUUUCAUUUGUUUUUACCAAUCAAGUAAGCGGAAAACUCGUUCCUAUUGAAUCAGCUGUAAGGCCCAACAAAGUGGAGGCAAGCCUGAACAACAUACCGAGAUCAAAAGAAAACGUAUUUCGAAAACCAACCUCAUCCACCCAAACUGUAAGUCAAAAUGUAUUGUUGUCAAUGUCCUCCAAUGGGGUUCAGAAGAAGAGCAUCCCCAUUUUACCUACUUCUUCGAGGCUCUUUCAGAAGCCCAAAUUAAAAAGUCCUGAUAAUGAAACACGUGUAACGUUGAAGAAUAAACUCUACCCUGGUAAAGAGAACAAUUUGUUACCCCAAAAAAGAGCUAUUCCUUAUCACAGAAAUGAUGAUGAUUUUGAGUAA